Molecule: messenger RNA, 1050 nt
Organism: Yamadazyma jaroonii
Lineage: Eukaryota; Fungi; Ascomycota; Pichiomycetes; Serinales; Debaryomycetaceae
Source: the annotation of a GenBank genome assembly
AUGUUGGCAGGUAUUAGAACUAGCAGUAUCUUGAUUUCCAGGACUUUUAGUACCAGGUAUGGUCUUAGAGCCACUGAAGGCACCAUGAAGGGGUUCAUUCCAACUUCUACACCUUUAGGAGUUGAGGGAACCGUGGAAAAUAAUAUAAAAUCUGAUACCAAUAGAUUAUCUAAGACAUUGACUAAAUUCUGGGAAAACGUUGAUACUUAUUAUAAUGAACAAAAGAAAGAGUAUGAAGUUCAAUUGGAUGGUAAGACUUUGAAAACCCCUUUGGGAUUUCCUUUAGCUUUACCAGAAAGUAAAAAACAAUUGGCAUAUUUGAUUCAACAUGAAUGGUCAAAUUUGCCAUCUUUAAAGAUUCAAACCAAUUCUUUACCUUUAACUUCAGUUGCCGCUAGAUCCAUAGAUUUAUAUAAUGCCAAUAAGGAUGAAGAAAAUCCUGAUUUAGUAGCUAAAGUUGGAAAUAUCGAAGAUAUCAAACUUAAUCUCUUAAGGUACUUUGAUACUGAUACUUGUCUUAUUUUCACUACUUUAGAUGAAUAUAAUGGAACUUUAAGAGCUAAACAAGAUGAAUUAUACCUUCCAUUGAUUGAAGAAUUUCAAGAUUUCUUCACAGUUUAUGGUAAGAACAAUAAGUUAUUACCUUCAGAAGAUUAUAAAAUCACAUUAAAUUACCUUGAUUGUGAAACUGAUGGAUUAAGAGGUAAUAGACAAAUCAUCACUACACAAAAUGUAGUUUUACAUUGGCUUGAUAAUUUAACUGUUUAUGAAUUAGUAGCAUUGGAAAAAGCUAUUUUAACAUCUAAAUCAUUCUUAUGUGGAUUAGUAUUAUUAAGAUCCAGUGUUGCUGAUGAAUCAAGACAAAAAGAAAUCUUCCAAAUCAAUAAAGAUGGUGACCAUUAUUUCAAAACCAUUGAAGAAAUUGUAGAAUUAGGAAAUUUAGAAACUAUCUUCCAAACCAAACUGUGGGGAGAAGUUGAAGAUACUCAUGAUGUAGAUAAGGUUGAUUGGUUAAGAAAUUUAACUAGUGCUGCCCUUUUAUGUUAUUAA